This is a messenger RNA of Nicotiana tabacum (common tobacco), 1119 nucleotides long. Its product is annotated as phospholipase A(1) DAD1, chloroplastic-like. The record is from RefSeq and is a predicted model, not a curated record. Gene Ontology annotation, molecular function: glycerophospholipase activity. Lineage: Eukaryota; Viridiplantae; Streptophyta; Magnoliopsida; Solanales; Solanaceae. Gene Ontology annotation, biological process: lipid metabolic process.
GGAGAGAGGUGGAUGGAAUUUCAAGGAAUCAAGGAUUGGGAUGGUUUGCUUGAUCCACUAGACGAUGAUCUUCGCGAAGAGAUUCUAAGGUAUGGAGAGUUCGUCGAAGCAGCCUAUUGCUGCUUCGACUUUGACACGUCAUCAUCCACGUAUGCAACCUGUCGGUAUCCGAAAGGUUCCAUGCUGACACGCUGCGGACUUGGCCAGAGCGGGUACAAGGUCUUAAAAGACUUGCAUGCCACGUGUGCUGUUCAAAUGCCACGGUGGACAGAAAGAUUUCCUAAUUUGGUGUCGCCGCGAUCCAGCUGGAUUGGUUACGUGGCGGUAUGCGAUGACGUGGACGAGAUUGCCCGGCUAGGUCGCAGAGACGUCGUGAUUGCUUUUAGAGGUACUGCCACUUGUUCAGAAUGGCUUGAAAAUUUACGUGUCACGUUAACUUGCUUGCCUAAUGACAUGACACCUGAAAAUAGUGAACCCAUGGUACAAAGUGGACUCUUGAGUCUGUACACUUCGAAAAUAGAAAGCAAUCCAAGUUUACAAGAUACAAUAAGAAAAGAAAUUGCCAGCAUUCUCAGUAAUUAUAGUAAUGAGUCUCUUAGCAUAACAGUCACAGGACAUAGUCUUGGAGCUGCCUUAGCUACACUUACUGCAUACGAUAUAACAACAAAAUUUAGUGAUUUGCCUAUGGUAACAGUGGUAUCAUUUGGAGGACCUAGGGUUGGUAACAAGAGCUUUAGGUGCCAAUUGGAAAAAAAUGGUACAAAGGUACUCCGAAUUGUGAACUCUGAUGAUCCCAUAACAAAAGUUCCUGGGUUCGUGAUCGAUGACGUGGCAAGCCGAGGAGCAGCCACGCUGGCAAGAUUGCCAAUCUGGCUUGGAAAGUACAUGGAAGAUACUGUAUGGGUGUAUGCUGAGGUGGGGAAGGAGCUUAAGUUAAGUAGCAAAAGUUCGCCUGAUCACCUCAGCAAAGGAAAUGUAACAAAAUGUCACGAUUUGAAGACAUAUUUGCACUUGGUGAACAAUUUUGUUAGCUCAUCGUGUCCCCUAAGGACCACCGCUAAGAAAGUAGUAUUAAAGAGAAAACAACGUGAAAGAAAAACAGCAAUAGAUUUAGUUUGA